UGCGAAGAAGCCGCUGCGGGCUACGGGGAAGUAUCCGUAUUCUUACCGGACGGGCCUGGGUGCUGCUUCCUCGCAGUCCGUCUCUGUGUCGCCUUCACGGGGUACACGUAGGCCCACGUUUGCGUGUUGUGCGAGGCUCCGGCCUGUCCGCCGGCUCUGCCCGGUCGUGCAACGGUGGGUAAGCCGUGACCUCCUCCGUAUCGGCGGAGAAGGGCCGAUCGUGCAUGUCCUGAAGUGUACGGAGCCGCUGCAGUUCGUCCCCGUCGCAUAUCGUUGGUUAGAGAAGAGAAACGUUAAUACGAGAAACAAAAAUGGCAUCAGGGACGGUAGCAAAUGCCACUCCUUCAGGCGGAUCAAAUGAUGUGAGCCUGGAGGAACCAAAGAAGAUGACAAGGGAAGACUGGAGAAAAAAGAAGGAAUUAGAAGAACAGAGAAAGCUAGGAAAUGCUCCUGCUGAGGUGGAUGAAGAAGGAAAGGAUAUCAAUCCUCAUAUUCCUCAGUACAUAUCCUCAGUACCAUGGUAUAUAGAUCCUUCUAAAAGACCUACACUAAAGCAUCAGAGACCUCAGCCGGAGAAGCAGAAACAGUAUAGUACUUCUGGAGAAUGGUACAAACGAGGAGUUCAAGAGAAUUCAAUAGCAACAAGAUACCGUAAAGGAGCUUGUGAGAACUGUGGUGCUUUGACCCACAAAAAGAAAGACUGCAUGGAGAGACCCAGAAAAGUUGGAGCAAAAUACACAGGCAUGAAUAUCGCACCAGAUGAGUAUAUGCAGCCCCAACUGAUGUUUGAUUAUGAUGGAAAGCGAGAUCGUUGGAAUGGUUACAACCCAGAAGAGCACAUGAAGAUUGUAGAAGAAUAUUCCAAGGUUGACUUGGCCAAACGUACACUGAAAGCCCAGAAGCUUCAGGAAGAGCUAGCAUCAGGAAAGCUGGAGCAAGUGAACUCCCCAAGACACCAGUGGGGAGAAGAGGAACCAAAUUCACAGACAGAAAGAGACCACAACAGUGAAGAUGAGGAUGAAGAUAAAUAUGCAGAUGACAUUGAUAUGCCUGGGCAGAACUUUGACUCUAAAAGACGUAUCACGGUUCGAAAUCUACGUAUUCGGGAAGAUAUUGCAAAAUACUUGAGGAAUCUAGAUCCAAACUCUGCUUAUUAUGAUCCCAAAACAAGAGCAAUGAGGGAGAACCCCUAUGCCAAUACAGGCAAGAAUCCAGAUGAAGUUGGUUAUGCAGGUGACAACUUUGUUCGCUACACUGGAGAUACCAUCUCAAUGGCACAGACUCAGUUGUUUGCUUGGGAGGCUUAUGACAAAGGCUCUGAAGUUCAUCUUCAAGCAGACCCUACCAAAUUAGAGCUACUUUAUAAAUCUUUCAAAGUGAAAAAAGAAGAUUUCAAGGCACAGCAGAAGGAAAGCAUCCUAGAGAAGUAUGGAGGACAAGAACAUCUCGAUGCCCCACCAGCAGAACUGCUGUUAGCUCAAACAGAAGAUUACGUGGAGUACUCUAGGCAUGGAACAGUCAUCAAAGGACAAGAAAAAGCUGUUGCUUGCUCUAAAUAUGAAGAGGAUGUAAAGAUCAACAACCAUACGUGCAUUUGGGGUUCAUACUGGAAAGAAGGCAAGUGGGGUUACAAAUGCUGCCACUCAUUUGUCAAGUACUCUUACUGUACAGGAGAAGCUGGAAAAGAAAUUGCUAAUACUGAAGCAAGCUUACUGGAAGAGCAACCCAGGGAGGAAGAGCACUUGACAAAACCCAAAACACUGAUGGAGAUCCACCAAGAGAAACAGAAAGAGAAGAAAAAGAAGAAGCAUAAGAAGAGCUCAAAUUCAGAUAGUGAGGGUGAAGAGAAAAAGAAGCAAGAAAAACUUAAAAAGGCACUAAAUGCAGAAGAGGCUCGUCUGCUCCAUGUUAAAGAAAUCAUGCAGUUAGAUGAGAGGAAGAGACCAUACAACAGCCAGUAUGAAACCAGGGAGCCAACAGAAGAGGAAAUGGAAGCCUACAGAAUGAAACGUCAGAGACCUGAUGAUCCCAUGGCCUCUUUUCUCGGACAGUAGUUAUGGUGAAAACCAUUCCAAUAUGCCAGACUUUUUGUCUUACUUGUUUACAGAGUUGUAAACACUUGUUUACCUUCCAUGUGUUUAAUAUUAAAGCAUCAGAAAUGGCAGAGAUCUUUGUUUUGUGCCAGAGAAGUCAGUAAAAACUUUUUUCAAUGGGUAUAAGCAGUCCAAUACUUUAGUUUUACAUGUGUGUAUGUAUACAGAUACAGUCACAAAUACAUAUGCACACAUACAUACAAAAAAUACUUACACCUACUCUGUAAAUUCUUUAUUGGAAGAGAAAAAUCUGAUGCUGGCUGGAAUUCUACCUUCAUUUUCCAGCUAAUAGAUGCAUAAAGCUAUGAUCUAUUCAAUAAAGCUGACUCGAAACAGCAGGUGUAACUUAACAUGGAACAAAAAUUCUUGAAAAUAAUGUUUAUAGCUACUGAAGCACCUUAUUUGUAAAGGGAGCUGCUUGUCACAUGGCUUUAAGAGAAGUAGUUUCUUAAUUGCUUUGUAGUGUUUUGGAAAUGUACAAAUUGAUUGCUUUGUACAGUUUUGAAUAAAUUAAUAGAAAGGUCUUAAGUACUGUCCAGCCU
Messenger RNA from Indicator indicator, 2635 nucleotides. RefSeq names its product SLU7 homolog, splicing factor (gene SLU7). Bases 312 to 2054 code for a protein of 580 amino acids. NCBI's taxonomy places the organism in Eukaryota, Metazoa, Chordata, Aves, Piciformes, Indicatoridae. Gene Ontology annotation, molecular function: pre-mRNA 3'-splice site binding. The transcript has 16 exons. Gene Ontology annotation, biological process: mRNA splicing, via spliceosome. The record is from RefSeq and is a predicted model, not a curated record. Gene Ontology annotation, cellular component: spliceosomal complex.